Molecule: messenger RNA, 1296 nt
Organism: Aspergillus aculeatus ATCC 16872
Lineage: Eukaryota; Fungi; Ascomycota; Eurotiomycetes; Eurotiales; Aspergillaceae
Exons: 2
Coding region: 1-1296 (431 amino acids)
Biological process (GO): transmembrane transport
Cellular component (GO): fungal-type vacuole membrane
Molecular function (GO): transmembrane transporter activity
Source: RefSeq, a predicted model, not a curated record
AUGCAUCGAGACAUUGAACGUUGUGACGUCAACCGUGAAUCCGAUACCUCUGAAGAUGUCGCCACAGGAGCCAUCAGCCUGACGUAUCCCGAAGGCGGCUGUGAUGCAUGGAGCUGUCUGGUGGGUUCUGUCUUUAUUAUGUUCCCAUCCUUCGGCUUUCAAACUGCUGUCGGCACGGUGCAAGACUAUAUUACCACCCACCAGUUAUCCGGCUACAGCGUGGAGGACAUCGGCUGGAUCAGCGCGCUCCUCGUCUUCCUGACGCUCUUCUUAGGCGUUCAAGUCGGCCCCGUUUUCGACCGCUAUGGCCCUCGCCUUCUCCUCGCCGUGGGCUCUCUUGGCAGCGUCACUUCCUACCUCCUCGUUGCCCAAUGUGCGAAAUACUGGCAUUUUAUGCUCGCCCUGAGCGUUCUGGGCGGCAUGUCUUCGGCCAUUCUCACUACUGUCGCCAUUAGCGUGCUGAGUCACUGGUUUGAACGUCGCCGUGCCCUGGUCACGGGAAUCUGUAUGGGCGGCUCGUCCGCCGGUGGUGCGGUCCUCCCGAUCGUGCUCCGCAGCACUCUCCAGAAAUAUGGCUGGGCAUGGUCUCUGCGCAUUGUCGCCUUCAUUGCCCUCGGCUGUUAUACUUUGGCAAUCAUCCUUGUCAGAGGCAGGCAGCUGCCCGACAAUGGCACCCCCACUCGCGCCACUAUCAACUUUCGCGCGUUCCGGUCACCGCGUCUCUGUUUUCUGGCCCUUGCAGUGUUCAGUUUUGAGUUUAUUAUCUUCGGAUGCGCAGCGUUGCUUCCAACCUAUGCACGCUAUGCAGGUUUCUCGUCCCAACAGCAAUUUUACACACUGACAGUCCUGAACAGCAUGAGUUUACUGGGUCGGGUGCUCCCCGGGUUAGCAGCGGACUUUCUGGGAAGAUUCAACAUUCUGUUAGCGAUGAUGAUCCUCACGCUGGUGGUCAUGACGGCCGUGUGGGUGCCGUUCGGAUCGCGAAGCGAAGCGACGUUGUAUGCAGUCGUCGCCGUGUUUGGGUUUGAAUCGGGCGGCUGGAUCUCGCUGGCUCCGGUGUGUGCAGGCCAGUUGUGUCGGACCGAGGAGUACGGUCGAUUUUAUGGAACGGUGUACAGCGUUGCAGCAUUUGGAACAUUAUUGACUGUUCCAGUAGGCGGGCAGCUACUGGAGGCAACAUCGCCGCAAGCAUUAGUUGGUUUUUAUUCGGCGGUGUUGGUAUUCGGGCUGAUCAAUGUGGUAUGCUCGAGGUGGGCACUACUAGAGUGGCGGUGGAAAUGGACUGCCAAAGUUUGA